Messenger RNA from Yamadazyma tenuis ATCC 10573, 1085 nucleotides. RefSeq names its product protein transporter YIF1 (gene hrf1). The record is from RefSeq and is a predicted model, not a curated record. Lineage: Eukaryota; Fungi; Ascomycota; Pichiomycetes; Serinales; Debaryomycetaceae. Gene Ontology annotation, biological process: endoplasmic reticulum to Golgi vesicle-mediated transport. Gene Ontology annotation, cellular component: endoplasmic reticulum membrane; endoplasmic reticulum-Golgi intermediate compartment; Golgi membrane.
AGCCCCCAAGCCAAAUAUACAUGUAUUCUCCUUACGGUAAUACCGGUGGGAAUUACCCGCAACAGGGCCAGUACCAGGAUCCCAGUGUUUAUGGGAACAUCCAGCACCCUCAGCCCCAGCACGCCCCAUUCCAGCAUCAGCCACAAAAUGCCCCUAAUACCCAUCAGCAACCUCAAGGUGGUAACGAAUUUUAUAACAAUUUCUUUCAAGAUCCCGCCAGCUCCAUGGCUGCACAGUUCGCCAAGAACAGCUUAGGACAAUCUAAUGAUUAUAUUCAACAAAAUUUCGGAGCAUUCAUCCCUCCUACUUCCAAUCUUAACUACUACUUUCAAAUCAGUAAUUCAUAUGUUCUAAGAAAGUUGAGAUUGAUCUUGUUCCCGUUCAGAAACAAGAACUGGGCGAGAUUGGCUAGCACUCAAGGAGCCGGUGACGGAACUCAGUCUAGUAUAAGCUAUGCCCCUCCUAGUCAGGAUAUAAAUGCUCCAGACUUGUAUAUUCCAUUCAUGUCUUACAUCACGUAUGUGUUGUUGUGGGCGUUGUUCCAAGGCUUAAAGGGAGACUUCCAUCCUCAGUUGUUUGGGUACUUGGCUUCUCAAGCGUUGGCGUGCCUCAUUUUCGACAUUUUCAUCUUCAGAGUCGGACUCUAUUUAUUGAACUGUGUUAGUAGUGGUUCAUUUUGGGAUAUUGUGAGUUUCAGUGGAUACAAGUAUGUGCCAAUCAUCGUGUUGUUGAUCUUGAAGCAGUUCAUUGGUGUGGGGUUUGUGUUCUACGGUAGUAUCUGUCUGUUGGCUGGAUCUUUUGCCUUGUUCUUGAUGAGAUCGUUAAGGUUUUUGGUAUUACCCCCUUCUAACUCCGUGGUGGGGUCUACGGCCACCAACAGUAUCCCUGCUUCUCAGAGAAGACUCAGACUCCAGUUUUUGUUUGUAUAUUCCUUUGUGGUCCAACUUCUUGUGUUUAUCUUUAUGAACUUAUAGGAUUCAUAAGUCCCAGUGAUAGAGUAGAGGAAAACCUACACAAUGACAGGUUCUUGACAUAGAACACUGAACCUCUCCUUAUUGCGUACACCAUAAUAUAAUCAUAUUUCC